Lampris incognitus (smalleye Pacific opah) is the source of this 2885-nucleotide messenger RNA. It is a transcript of the gene micall1a, whose product is annotated as MICAL-like 1a. Gene Ontology annotation, molecular function: protein binding. Lineage: Eukaryota; Metazoa; Chordata; Actinopteri; Lampriformes; Lampridae. The coding region runs from base 93 to 2885 and encodes 930 amino acids. The record is from RefSeq and is a predicted model, not a curated record. The transcript has 16 exons.
CUGUCUCUUCGUUUCCCACCGCAGUCACAGAGGACACGGUAACCCACAAAGUACCCCGUUUAUUCCACCGGGACAUCUCUUAAUAAGACACGAUGGGCUCGCUGAAAGCUCUCCAGGAGUGGUGCCGGAUACAAUGCGAAGAUUACAACGAUGUGGAAAUCAGGAAUAUGUCAACGUCUUUUCGAGACGGCUUGGCAUUUUGUGCCAUCAUACACCGUUACAGACCAGAUUUGAUAGACUUUGACUCGUUAUCUAAAGAGAAUGUCUUCGAGAACAACCGACUGGCAUUUGAGGUGGCAGAAACACAACUGGGAAUUCCGGCUCUGCUGGACCCCGAGGACAUGGUGUCCAUGAAAGUGCCUGACCGCCUCAGCAUCAUCACCUAUGUCUCUCAGUACUACAACUUCUUCACCAACAAGGCUCAAGUAAACCCUCCUUGCAUGAAGAGGCCAAGUGUUAUAGGUCACAAUGAGCCAGCCCAGAAAAAGCUUACGCCCCCUUUGGAAGACAACGUGGUUGAGGCAGAGCUGAGCCAGACCGCUCAGACAGGUGUAGAGGCGGUCGUGGCAGGCAAGCGCAGCACCCUCAGCAGCUUGUGUGCUGCCUGUCAGAAACAUGUCCACCUAGUGCAGAGGUUCCUGGUGGAUGGCAAGCUCUACCACCGCAACUGCUUCAGGUGCAGAGAGUGUUGCAGCACUCUACUUCCUGGAUCCUACAAACUACAAGGCGACUCCGGGUCAUUGGUCUGCACUCAUCAUUUGACGAGGCCUGCGCUAGCGAAUCAGAAUGGUCGGCCAGACCUUAGUAACCGACCGACAGGAGUUCAGUCAACCAGGACUGGUCGAGCAGCCCAACGCGAAACCCCGCCCCCUGAGGGGAACGAGGCAAAAACUCCACCCCCAGAAGAAGUCACAUUUAAUCACAAUGUGAGCACACACAAUGACUCUGUUUCAACCACUGCUGUUAAAACACACAAAAUGGACACAUUGGAAAAAGAAGUAGAGGGGGGUGUCAUUGAAGACCAUCAAGAAAAUCCAGCUCCGUCUUCUCCUCCCAACCCCUUUGACGAGAGUGAUGAGGAAGAGGAAGCGAGAGGAAAGGAGGAAGAGAAUCCAACACCAACCAAAGGUGUCAAUGGUGUCUUCAUUUCUACACCUGUCACUCACUUUGGAGGUACCAAUCGGCCGGUGCCAGCCCCACGCCGUGUUUCUGAACCCACACCUCCUCCUCGCCCCGCCCCCAGGGCCCGCACUCCUCGCACAACAGACAGCUUUACAGUCAAUGGUGAAAAUCAGAAGCCUCUGCUUCCUCCCAAACCUCGAGAGAGAUCCCACUCUCCUGGAAGCCUGUCCAGUGACACCCCAAAACCUAAAGACCCGCCUUGGCUUGCCCUAGUCCAAUCAGAACCCAAGAAGAAGCAAGCCCCUCCCCCUCCCUCAGCUGGAUUGGCAACUCCUCCCAACAUGGGCUCUCUGUCCUCUCUCAAAGGGGAGAGCUCCACGCCCAGUAUGCCUCUUCCACCAUCCAACCCGUUUGAGGAGGAUGAGGACAAUGACGAGGCAGAGGAAAAGGAGGGUGUCGGGGAAGAUGUGAUCCCCACCACAGUGGCGGCAAAUCAUCCGUGGUACAGAAUCACACAUGCUGCGGAGGCUACAGGUACAGACACACCCCUCGGUGAUGGUAGCUCCUCUCACUCUGCCAGCCCCAAGGGCAACAAGAGUAAGAGACGGCCUGCACCCUGCGUCCCACAGCCCCCAACCUCCAACCCAGUUCUCCCUUGCUCUCAGCCCUCCUCUUGCUCUCCCUCUCCAGCUCUAAGCAUGGAUAGUCUUUCCUCUGGCUCAGACCACAGCUCUUCCCAGCCCCCUUUGGGAGACAGUGCCAGCAGCAGCCAAGAACAUCCUUUUACCAAAAGCGUCUCAGAGCCCUCCAUCUGUGGACCGUGCGACUCCGGCCCCUCCCCCGCCGCCUCGUCAGCCGAGCGCCUGUCCCGUCUCUCCCCGAGCCCUUCCCCUUCUUGCACACCACCCAAUGCCAGCUCGGCCCCAGCCACCCCACAGACCAAUCGGAGCUCUGGGAGCAAAGGGGGUCGGCCCCCUCCGCCACGGCCCCCUACAACCCCUAGUCCUCUAGUCUCAGGAGCACCGGUUUCAAACAACAAGCGAAUCUGUAAGGAGAACCCGUUCAACAGGAAAGCCUCUCCCUCCCCUGCUAAGUCUAAAGCCAGACCGCCACGGGGGCCGCCACCUGCCAGACCCCCUGCCCCAGGCCACGGCUUCCCACUGAUCAAACGCAAGGUUCAGUCUGACCAGUACAUCCCAGUGGAGGACAUCUAUGGAGAGAUGAGUCAGUUGGAGAAACAGCUAGAUGAACUGGAGCAGCGAGGAGUGGAGCUGGAGAGGAAGCUAAGAGACAACCCCAAUGACGAGGAAGAGGAGCACCUGUUGGUGGACUGGUUUACGCUUAUCCAUGAGAAACACCUUCUUGUCAGACGGGAGGCUGAACUGGUCUACACGGCCAAGCAGCAGAACCUGGAGGAGAGGCAGGCAGAUGUUGAGUAUGAGCUGAGGUGUCUCCUCAAUAAGCCAGAGAAAGAGUGGAGUGACGAGGACAAAGGUCGGGAACAGGAGCUGAUGGCAGAGCUGGUCACCAUCAUCGAACAGCGCAACCAAAUCAUCAACAACAUGGACCAGGACAGGCAAAGGGAAGAAGAGGAGGAUAAGCUAAUGGCAGCCAUGCUGCAGAAAAAAGACUUCCAUAAAGAUCCAGAGAAUGAGCCACAGAAGAAAAAGGGUGCAAAGUUUAAACCCAUGAAGGUGCUAAAGCGCCUCAGCAAUAAGGGAGAACCUGGCAAAAGCCCGAGCCCACGAAAAGAGAAAAGCUGA